Molecule: messenger RNA, 1972 nt
Organism: Phycodurus eques (leafy seadragon)
Lineage: Eukaryota; Metazoa; Chordata; Actinopteri; Syngnathiformes; Syngnathidae
Gene: ints11
Product: integrator complex subunit 11
Exons: 17
Coding region: 153-1955 (600 amino acids)
Biological process (GO): snRNA processing
Cellular component (GO): nucleus
Source: RefSeq, a predicted model, not a curated record
ACUCGACAACGGAGAACUUCACAAAGUUGCGCACGAUUACAAGACAAUAAACGAUUCACAUAAAAUGAUUGCAUGUUUAUAAUCAGACGUUGCCGAGACUGCUUAGCUGAAAAAAACAAAACAAAAACAAAAAAACACACACGGGCGAUAAAAUGCCCGAAAUCAAAGUAACACCGCUGGGUGCUGGACAGGAUGUUGGACGCAGCUGCAUUAUCGUCUCCAUCGGAGGCAAAAACAUCAUGCUGGACUGCGGAAUGCACAUGGGAUACAAUGACGAUAGACGCUUCCCAGACUUCUCUUACAUCAUUCAGAAUGGGCGCCUGACAGACUUUUUGGAUUGUGUGAUCAUCAGUCAUUUCCAUUUGGACCACUGCGGCGCUCUGCCCUACAUGAGUGAGAUGGUGGGAUACGACGGACCGAUCUACAUGACGCACCCCACCAAAGCCAUCUGCCCCAUCCUGCUGGAGGACUUCCGCAAGAUCACUGUGGACAAGAAGGGAGAGACCAACUUCUUUACCUCGCAGAUGAUCAAGGACUGCAUGAAGAAGGUUAUCCCUCUGAACCUACACCAGACUGUCCAGGUGGAUGACGAGCUAGAGAUCAAGGCAUACUAUGCGGGCCACGUUCUGGGUGCUGCCAUGGUGCAGAUCAAAGUGGGCUCAGAGUCUGUGGUCUACACUGGCGACUAUAACAUGACACCAGACAGACAUUUGGGUGCCGCUUGGAUCGACAAGUGUCGUCCAGACAUUCUCAUCUCAGAGUCAACUUAUGCCACCACCAUCCGGGACUCCAAGCGGUGCAGAGAGAGAGACUUCCUGAAGAAAGUGCAUGAAUCCAUAGAACGAGGAGGAAAAGUUCUCAUCCCAGUGUUUGCCCUUGGAAGAGCCCAGGAACUCUGUAUCCUCUUGGAAACAUUUUGGGAGAGAAUGAACCUGAAGGCUCCAAUCUACUUUUCCACGGGUCUGACAGAGAAAGCCAAUCAUUACUACAAGUUGUUCAUCACAUGGACCAACCAGAAGAUCAGGAAAACAUUUGUGCAGAGGAACAUGUUUGAAUUCAAGCAUAUCAAAGCCUUUGACCGCUCGUAUGCUGACAACCCAGGACCCAUGGUGGUGUUUGCAACACCUGGAAUGCUGCACGCCGGACAGUCACUGCAGAUCUUCAAGAAAUGGGCCGGCAAUGAGAAAAACAUGGUUAUCAUGCCAGGUUACUGCGUGCAAGGAACCAUUGGACACAAGAUCCUGAAUGGACAGAAGAAACUGGAGAUGGAAGGCAGAGUGACAUUGGACGUGAAGCUACAGGUGGAAUACAUGUCCUUUAGCGCCCACGCCGACGCCAAGGGCAUCAUGCAGCUCAUCCGCAUGGCCGAACCUCGCAACAUGCUGCUUGUGCACGGCGAGGCAGUCAAGAUGGAGUUCCUUAAGGGCAAGAUCGAGCAGGAGUUUAGUAUCGACUGCUACAUGCCGGCUAACGGCGAGACCACUACAGUGACUACAAAUCCCAAAGUUCCAGUUGAUAUGUCGCUUAACCUUCUCAAGAGGGAAAUGGCACUAGGAGGACCUUUACCUGAUCCCAAGAAACCACGCAUCAUGCACGGAACCCUUAUCAUGAAAAAUAAUAGUCUCAAGUUGGUGUCCUCAGAACAAGCCCUGAAGGAGCUCGGACUCAACGAGCAUCAGCUGCGAUUCACGUGUCGUGUGCAGCUCCACGACCCGCACAGUGACACUGACACACUUCGAAGAAUAUACACGCACCUCAAGAGUGUCUUAAAGGGGUACGCCAUCCAGCACCUUCCCGAUGGCACUGUCAUGGUGGAGUCUAUCGUCAUCAAAGUGUCGUCAUCACCGGAAGAAACCAAUACAAAGGUCAUCCUGCUUUCCUGGAGUUACCAGGAUGAAGACCUUGGGAGCUUCCUUUCAACUCUGCUGAAAAAAGGGCUUCCAUCUGGACUUUGAUAAAAUUACUAAUAUGA